Molecule: messenger RNA, 2291 nt
Organism: Oncorhynchus mykiss (rainbow trout)
Lineage: Eukaryota; Metazoa; Chordata; Actinopteri; Salmoniformes; Salmonidae
Product: mitochondrial carnitine/acylcarnitine carrier protein
Biological process (GO): carnitine transmembrane transport; mitochondrial transport
Cellular component (GO): mitochondrial envelope
Molecular function (GO): O-acyl-L-carnitine transmembrane transporter activity
Source: RefSeq, a predicted model, not a curated record
AAUUGAGUUGAUGUUUGUUACAUUGGUUUCAUCUCACUUUUGCUUAUUGUUUUUGUCACUUGCCUAUGGCAAUGUAAACCUAUGCUUCCCAUGCCAAUAAAGCACCUUUGAAUUGAGAGAGGUUCAAUGGAAGUCCAGCAGAGAAAGAGACGGUCGGGGGCAGAGAGGAGGAGACACGUGAUGUUGAGUGUGUGUUUAAGUGCACAGUUUCAACCGUUGAGGAUCAGAAGGGAAGUCACGUGCGCAAUGAGGGGGAAGAAGAGAGCGCGUGUGUGUCUAAUAGGUUAUUAUGUGAGAAGAGAAUGGGAGAGUUGGGAGAGUUGGAGCUGGAGCUCCUCCAGGGAAACCAGGAGAAACAUAUCUCUCUGUUAAAGAACUUUGUGGCGGGAGGAGCGGGAGGAGCUUGCCUUCUGUUCGUGGGACACCCGCUCGACACAAUCAAGGUGCGGCUACAGACCCAGCCCAGAGUGCCCAGCCAGGAUGUCCUCUACAAAGGUGCUUAUGACUGCUUCCUAAAGACUGUCUCCAAAGAGGGACUUCUUGGGCUGUACAAGGGGAUGGGGGCCCCCCUAGCCAGCGUAGCUCCUAUGAUGGCCAUUAGUUUCUUUGGGUUCGGACUGGGAAAACAGCUGUUGCAACCAGACUCCACUAAGACACUGAUGCCUACCCAACUGUUUCUCUCAGGCUGUCUAGCAGGUGUUUUCACUACAGUGAUAGUGUGUCCUGGAGAAAGGGUCAAGUGUUUACUACAGGUGCAGGCCAGCGGGGGCCAGCAGGCAGUACGGUAUGCAGGUCCUCUGGACUGUGCUCUCAAGUUGUAUAAAACACAAGGCAUCCGCUCCAUCUACAAAGGAACAACACUCACACUCAUCAGAGACGUGCCUUCUAAUGGUGCCUACUUCAUGGCUUAUGACUUCCUGAAACACAAAAUGACAGCUGAGGGUGAAAGUGUGUCCCAGCUCAGCACUCCAAAGAUCCUCCUUUGCGGUGGCAUAGCGGGCAUCUGUAACUGGAUUGUGGGACUUCCACCCGACGUACUCAAGACCAACUUCCAGACAGCUCCAGACGGGCGGUACAGGGGAACAGGUCUGGUAGAUGUACUGAGGGAGCUACUUCGUGACGAGGGGCCCAGAGCACUCUAUAAAGGAUCCAACGCCGUGUUCCUCAGAGCCUUCCCUGCCAACGCGGCCUGUUUUCUAGGGUAUGAAUUGGCGUUAGAGUGUCUAAAUUGGCUGGCUCCCACCUGGUGAAGUCUCCUGCUAUGACCUGUCAUUAAGAGGUUGUAACCUGCAUUGACCUGUUGCUGUCUUCAGACUGGACUCUUCUCUUGAUCUCAGUUUCAUGCUUCCCAAAUGGCACACUAUUCCCUAUAUAGUGCACUACUUUUGCCUAGGGCCUGUAGGUAAUAGGGCUCUGGUCAGUUUUGCACUAUAUAGGGAAAGUAGUGCACUAUAUAGGGAAUAGGGUGAUGGUUUUUGUUGUUGUAUUUAACCUUUAUUUAACUAGUCAUGGUUUUUCAUGACAACAACAAUGUUAAUUAUUGUCCUCCUUGUUGUUAAUGUGGUUCUAAAAAAUAUAUUCACUGAUGUUUCAGUUUGACAUCUUGUCCUGUUUCAGUUUGUCAUCUUGUCCUGUUUCAGUUUGACAUCUUGUCCUGUUUCAGUUUGUCAUCUUGUCCUGUUUCAGUUUGUCAUCUUGUCCUGUUUCAGUUUGACAUCUUGUCCUGUUUCAGUUUGACAUCUUGUCCUGUUUCAGUUUGUCAUCUUGUCCUGUUUCAGUUUGUCAUCUUGUCCUGUUUCAGUUUGUCAUCUUGUCCUGUUUCAGUUUGUCAUCUUGUCCUGUUUCAGUUUGUCAUCUUGUCCUGUUUCAGUUUGUCAUCUUGUCCUGUUUCAGUUUGACAUCUUGUCCUGUUUCAGUUUGACAUCUUGUCCUGUUUCAGUCUGACAUCUUGUCCUGUUUCAGUUUGACAUCUUGUCCUGUUUCAGUCUGACAUCUUGUCCUGUUUCAGUCUGACAUCUUGUCCUGUUUCAGUUUGACAUCUUGUCCUGUUUCAGUCUGACAUCUUGUCCUGUUUCAGUCUGACAUCUUGUCCUGUUUCAGUUUGACAUCUUGUCCUGUUUCAGUCUGACAUCUUGUCCUGUUUCAGUUUGACAUCUUGUCCUGUUUCAGUUUGUCAUCUUGUCCUAUUUCAGUUUGUCAUCUUGUCCUGUUUCAGUUUGUCAUCUCGUCCUGUUUCAGUUUGACGUCUUGUCCUGUUUCAGUUUGACGUCUUGUCCUGUGAUUCACGUCUU